Blastomyces gilchristii SLH14081 is the source of this 2351-nucleotide messenger RNA. RefSeq lists its product as uncharacterized. The transcript has 3 exons. The record is from RefSeq and is a predicted model, not a curated record. Lineage: Eukaryota; Fungi; Ascomycota; Eurotiomycetes; Onygenales; Ajellomycetaceae. Bases 375 to 1076 code for a protein of 233 amino acids.
GGAUCAGAAUCUGGUUCUUCCACACACAACGCUGAGAGUUAGUCUUUUGGUUUUCUCCUUUCUUACUCUUCUAUAUGAUUAUGAUGAUGAUGAUACUGAUCUUUUAGCCACUGAUUAAUCUUUGAUGGUUUCUAACUAAGUUAACUACAUAAUAGUAAGAGUGUUAAGGGGAAAUCUCUGCGCCGAGGCGCUUGCACCAUUCUUUCCAAAUAGGCUUAGCGUGAGUUGAUUGAACGAGGUAAGUUACCUAAGGUAGGAUUGAAGUGAGGAAUUGGUGGUCACUACUGUCUGUUCGCGAGAUUCCAACCGUGAUUCCAACCUGACGCGUUCUCCCACCAGUCACGAUUUUCUCAUCCACUCUGUCAAUUGUUUCGAUGGCAACGAGAGGCUUCAAGAGUGAUAUUGUUAUCGCACUUCAUCCUCAACACGUUGCGAAUAUUGUUCUCCGUGUCAAAAACCAUGAAUUCCGGAAGUACCUUCUCCCACCACAUAUCAAACGACUCUGGAUCUACGAGACAAGCCCUGCAUCAGCCAUUAAAUAUGUUGCCACUAUCAGUGCUGGCAAGCAGCCGGGUGAGAUCCGCGAUUCUAGUGGCCUCCGGAAUGAUGAGUUCGACCAAGGCAAGUUGGAGCACCUAGCUAGGUAUGCCUACGAGAUUCAAAAGUUAGAGGCACUGCCGAAGAUUAUUUCCUUGAGUGAUUUGAAGCAGAAUGGCUGGCUCAAUGGCCCUCCUCAGAAGUACUGCUAUGUCAAAGACGCCAUGGAUCAAGCUCUGAGUGCCUUGCCGUUAAGUCUGGUUUUCGAGUCCACUUCGAGUCGGCGGGUACCAGGGCACUCUAGCAAUCUGGAGAUUGAACCGAAUCAAGAAAAGAACCAAGUCCAACCCAGAGGGAUAGUCAAGGGUCAAAAGCAUAAUACCUCACAUCAGUCCACCCCUACUCCCCGGUCGCGACAUCGCUUAGGCGUUCGAAAGUCAAGAAAAGUCGAAGGUCCUGGCAAGGCAAAAGUAGGAUCACAGCCUCAUUGGCUCGGCAGCGCAACAAAAGCAUUGGAUGACAGGCAGCAAGAAGGAUAGACAGAUGUAAUGGGCAGAUCCCAUAGACCAUAAUCAAAAUCCACCGCCAACCCCCACAACCACGCUCAAAAAAGCUGCUACAUGCAAACUUCAUCCAUAAUUGUGCGGAUCGUUAGCAUGUAUGCCAGUGUAUUCUCCCACCUUCUCCGCUGCAAAGAAAGCCUAGUUGGCAUUGGGAAGGGCCGGAGAUAUCGAUGGCAAGUCUAUGCCCACUACUAAGGACGCUUGGUUUUCCACUCUUGUCUAGGUCGUCCGUCUUUCAAGUCACCCGUCAUCCAGGUCACCCGUCUUCCAUCUUUUACGUCGCCCGUCAAGCGGGCGCAAUGCAAAGGAGUGUAUCUGUUUUCAGUCAAUGAGGGAGAUGUCGUCGGGUUGGAACUGAGAGAAGAAACUCGCAGAAUCCCAGUGAAGGAUGCCGCCACUGAAGGAACUGCACCAAAAAUCUCUCCACGGUAGGUGCGAACGGCACACCCGGCACACCGCCCUUAGAUAGACAUGAUCAUGAAUACGAAGAGUGUGACCACGAGAAGACCGUUGCAAAGGACACUGCUACAUUUGUGGGCCGAUCAUGUUGAGGAGGUGACGAUAGGAAUGGCGAAGGAGCUGGUGAGGGGAUGGCGAGGAGGAAAGUGACUUCAGCCUAGCAGCUAAUAUUAAAAGAACAGAGGUUUCAGUGGAGGCAGGAGAUCCUUAUGGAAUGAACAGUAAGGCGUUAGCAGUCAGUCUCUUAUGGAUAAAAACACUCAGUAAAAAGGCCAAGAAGGUAAGAUAGAAUUGGUUGAUAAAUGUACAGACUCUCAAAUUUGAGAUAGAGGCAUUAAACAACACAGACUACUUCAUUCAGUAUACCGCUGAUGUGAAAGAUUUCAAUUUUAAAGGUUACACUGAUUCUGAUUGAGUAACUACGGCCGCCGGAUAAUAACACGGCCGCUUCCGAAUACGCUUACGAAUGUAAAGGGGCUCUAGCGGCCACUAAUUAAUUUACAUAUAAGGAGCCGGUGUACGCCUGUAAUCUUAUGCUGGCUUAAGCAACCUUUGAAUCACAUCUGAUAGCAUGUCUAAAAAUCAGUGAGAAGUGCAGGCUUCUCCAGAGUGUGAUAAUUCCAUCUAUAAAGUGAUUUAUAGUUAUCAUUAGACUGACUGUGUGACUGUGUGUAAGAAAUCCCGCUCCUCGCGGAUCCUUUACCCCUAUUCCUAUCUCUUAUGUAAUCAAUAGGAUUAGCAGCCCUUGGCUACACACAACUAUAUAGACUGGAGUUUGCAAAUACUAUUCAU